AUGUUACUCCACGAAAGAAUUUGCCUAUGGAUAGGACAUUUAAAACUCUCUCGAGUAAUUCUUAUGGUAUCCGUGAUAUUAUUUGUAGUGCCUCUUGUUACCCACUACUAUUUAUCUAAGUAUGAAUCUUCAUCAAUGUCAUUGGGAACUAACAAUAUGCGGCACACCUUGGAGGCCCUUGGGGAUUUAUCAACAAUGAAUAUAGUUGAUCUGAAACUUAGAAUAGAAGAAAUGCUGAGAAUAAAGGCUUCAGUAUCAACUGAAUUACGAGAGUUAGAAGAACGACGUGGAAAAUUACAACGAGAAGCUGCUGCUGCUAGUGCCAAAGCGGAUAACGUCAAAGCAGAAUAUGUGCGCGCUACUGCUGAAUUGCAAAGACUUCGAGUGUCAGCCGACCAAGCUAGGCUCGCUCAAUUGGAAGCUAUCCGACGAGACUCACCUGAACUUGCACCCCCUAUACAAAUUCUCCCAUCACUACCACCACCGCUAUUGCCACCUAUUAGCUCUAAUGCCGAAAUCCACUGUCGUAUGCAUUCGUGCUUCGAUCACUCAAGAUGCUCUUUAACCUCAGGCUUCCCGAUAUAUCUAUACGAUCCCGAUGUACACUCCCCACUAGCUGGCGCCGAAAUCGAUGGUUUUCUAAAAACAACACUUAGACAAACACUCAGCUAUAAUUCUCAUUUAACACACAACCCUAACGAAGCCUGUGUUUACCUCGUGUUAGUUGGCGAAGGAUUUCCACUUGGCAAAAGUCCCUCUUCAACAACAGAUACUUACAAGCUGUUAUUGAAUGAGACAGCAAUUAAGUCCUUACCAUAUUGGGGUGGUGAUGGCCGUAAUCAUGUUUUGUUAAACUUAGCUCGUCGGGAAUUAUCAGUAGGAUCCGGUGACGCUUUCCAUUCUGCUUCUACGGGACGAGCUAUGAUUGCCCAGUCAACAUUCACAUUACAAAAGUUUCGGCCAGGUUUCGACCUUAUCACUCCGCCAGCCUUGGGUCCGCCUGGAGGAGAUGUAUGGGCAGAUUGUGCACCUAUGGCACCUGCUCGUCGUAAAUAUAUAUUAAGUUUUCAGGGAUCGCAGACGUCGACGCCAGACGGACAGAAUAUAGACGAUGAUAAGUUUCUCAUACAGUCUCUUCAGAAAACUGCAAAGUCAGCUCCUACCUCGGAUGUGUUCUUUUUGCAAUUCGAAUGCGAUCCGCCGAUAGAAAGACGUGAAGUGUUCCCCAUCGGUGACUGGACACUUUGCGGGACAGAUCGUUCACGUCGAGCUAUUUUACGAGAUUCGACAUUUGGACUCAUACUUGCUCCUGCAGACAACAAUUAUGCAUCGACAGCCUUAUUACAAGCGAGAUUGUAUGAAGCUUUACGGUCAGGAGCUAUACCGGUUGUUCUAGGUGGGGACCGAAUAAGGCUUCCUUACGAUGAAGUACUCGAUUGGCGACGAGCGGCCAUACUGUUGCCGAAGGCUCGUGUGACUGAAUUACAUUUCCUCCUUAGAGCUUUGUCAGAUGCUGAUCUACUAAUGUUCCGAAGACAGGGCCGUGUUUUGUGGGAGCGGUACCUAAGUUCGGUACAAUCGAGUAUGGAUUCUUUGCUCGCUACUAUACGCAUGCGUUUGAAUAUACCGGCUCGUCCGGCGACAGCGACGGUAGGGUCACCAGCGUUCAAUGACUCGUAUUAUCCACCCAAAUUGGAACCUCCUGCAGUGGAUACUGAGCCCGAAGAGACUCUAGGGCCUUUAGAAGCUCCUUAUCCUAGUCCAGGGUAUCGAAGAAAUUAUUCAUUAGCUCUGUUACAUGGAUAUGAAAUGUGGAAUGAAUGGGGGGAGCCAUUUGCCCUAUAUCCACAAUUGCCAUGGGACCCGCCGGUGACGUCAGAGGCACGGUUCAUGGGAUCUGCGGCAGGAUUUAGGCCUAUUGGAGCAGGUGCCGGUGGUUCAGGAAAAGAGUUUAGUGAGGCCCUCGGCGGGGACCGACCAAGAGAACAGUUCACUAUAGUCAUAUUGACGUAUGAAAGAGAAGCGGUUUUGGCCGCAGCUUUGGCGAGGCUACGCGGUCUUCCAUAUUUGAAUAAGGUAGUAGUGGUAUGGAACGGAGUGACGCCGCCGUCGUCGGCGCAGGCGUGGCCGGAGUCGGGCGCGCCCGUGGCGGUGGUGCGCGCGUCGCGGAACUCCCUCAACAACCGCUUCCUGCCGUACCACGUCAUCGAGACCGAGGCCGUGCUCUGCGUGGACGACGACGCGCAUCUGCGACAUGAUGAGAUCGUGUUUGCUUUUAGAGUGUGGCGCGAACACCGUGACCGAAUAGUAGGCUUUCCUGGAAGGUAUCAUGCUUGGGAUCUAAAUUUCAACAAUGGUUUCUUGUACAAUUCUAAUUAUAGUUGCGAACUGAGCAUGGUGCUGACUGGCGCGGCGUUCGUGCACCGCUACUACCUGUGGGCCUACUGGCGCGCGCUGCCCGCCGCCGUGCGCGAGUACGUCGACCGCUACAUGAACUGCGAGGACAUUGCCAUGAACUUCCUCGUGGCUCAUAUCACCAGGAAACCGCCUGUUAAGGUGACGUCGCGCUGGACGUUCCGCUGCCCGGGCUGCCCCGCCGCGCUCUCCGCCGACGACACGCACUUCCACGAGCGCCACCAGUGCAUACAGUUCUUCUCGCAGGUGAUGGGCUACACGCCGCUCUUGUCGACGCAGUACCGCGCUGACUCCGUGCUAUUCAAGACCAGGAUACCUCAUGAUAAACAGAAGUGCUUUAAAUUUAUA
This is a messenger RNA of Brenthis ino (lesser marbled fritillary), 2763 nucleotides long. NCBI's taxonomy places the organism in Eukaryota, Metazoa, Arthropoda, Insecta, Lepidoptera, Nymphalidae. The record is from the annotation of a GenBank genome assembly.